AUGAAGGGCAAACGGAGUAAAACAUACCGCAAGUUGAUGCAAAAGUACGAGCUCAACUUCGAUUUCCGCGUCCCCUACCAGGUCCUCGUCGACGCCGAAAUCAUCAAAGAUGCUGCGCGCUUCAAGAUGCAGCUGGGGAAAAUGCUGGAAGACACACUGCACGGCGAGAUCAAGCCCAUGAUCACGCAGUGCUGCAUCCGCCAUCUCUACAAUGCGCCAUCCGAUCCCCACAAAGACGAGUGGAUAGAGGCCGCAAAGCAGGCGGAGCGACGGCGAUGCGGACAUCACGAGCUACCGGAGCCGCUGAGUGCGCUGGAGUGUUUGGAAAGCGUCGUCGAUCCGAAAGGCAGCGGCACCAAUAAGCAUCGCUAUGUCGUUGCGAGUCAGGAUCACACGGUGCGCCGGAAGAUGAGGACGAUUGUGGGUGUCCCGUUGAUCUACAUUGCGAGAAGUGUCAUGAUCCUAGAGCCCAUGGCGGAUGUCACUCAAGGCGUGAGAGAGCGAGAGGAAAAAGCCAAGGUCAAAGCUGGACUCGGUGGACGGCGAAACGUGGGAGCGGAAGUUGGCGAAAAGAGGAAGAGAGAGGACGGCGACAGCGAUAGUGAUGAGGAUGAACGAGCACAGCUUGGUCCGAAGAAGCAGAAGAAGAAAGGACCGAAAGGGCCCAACCCGUUGGCUGUGAAGAAGUCGAAGAAAGACAAGUCCGCGCAGCACCACGCAGACGAGGAAAAGGCAGUGCUGCGAAAGGCCACGAGGAACGACCAUCAGAUAGCAGCGGGGAGCGCCGGAUCAGAAGUGUCUGGGAAUGGCCACGCAGAGGCACCCACGAAGCGGAAGCGGAAGAGGAAGCCUAAAGAUGCUGCAGAUUACUCCGGGGAGGAUGGUUGA
Messenger RNA from Sphaerulina musiva SO2202, 888 nucleotides. RefSeq lists its product as uncharacterized. The transcript is spliced from 2 exons. The record is from RefSeq and is a predicted model, not a curated record. Gene Ontology annotation, molecular function: small ribosomal subunit rRNA binding. The coding region runs from base 1 to 888 and encodes 295 amino acids. Gene Ontology annotation, cellular component: small-subunit processome; nucleolus. Lineage: Eukaryota; Fungi; Ascomycota; Dothideomycetes; Mycosphaerellales; Mycosphaerellaceae.